AUGGUUGACGGAAGUACUGUUUUCCCUUCUCUAUCAUUUAUUCAUGAUGACAUUCAAAAGAGUUUUCAAAUGCCGCAACAAUUCAUGCUAGAAACUGAAUCACAAAUAAGUGCUCAAGAUCCUGUUUUCUUAGAUGAAGGAUGUUUGGGAGGAUGGACACAAUUAGAAAGCGAUGACAGUGUAACUUUCCACGGUAAUUUUUUUUUCUGA
Thelazia callipaeda (thelaziosis nematode) is the source of this 210-nucleotide messenger RNA. NCBI's taxonomy places the organism in Eukaryota, Metazoa, Nematoda, Chromadorea, Rhabditida, Thelaziidae. The record is from the annotation of a GenBank genome assembly.